AUGGCUCAAGUGGUGGCGACUCGGUUGAUUCACGGUGCAUUUGCUGCGAAUACUGGUUCUCGAUCUCUCCAGAGCCGGGCUGAGAGACUGCGGCCGACUUCUGGCUUCGAGGCGAAGGUUUUUGCACAAACCGAGAAGAGGAGCAGCCGCGGAGCUGUGCACGUCAGCGCGCCGAUCACGGCGAGGAGAUCUAGCGGUGUUGAGCCGCAUGUGAUUCCAGUUUCUCCUGAAGACGUGCCAAAGGCAGAAGAACAAAACCAAUAUUUACAGGGGAUUCCACAAAUUGGUGAGACAUCAGUGGGUAUGUGGUCUAAGCCUACCGUCAGGCGCAAGACAAAGAUUGUUUGCACGAUAGGCCCCUCAACCAACACCAGGGAAAUGAUAUGGAAGUUGGCAGAGGCUGGAAUGAAUGUUGCUCGUCUUAAUAUGUCCCAUGGAGACCAUGCAUCUCACCAAAAAGUAAUUGACUUGGUUAAGGAAUAUAAUGCCCAAGCAAAAGACAAUGUUAUUGCCAUCAUGCUUGACACUAAGGGUCCUGAAGUUAGGAGUGGCGAUUUACCUCAACCCAUUACAUUGACUACUGGUCAGGAAUUUACUUUCACAAUCCGAAGAGGAGUUGGCACAGCAGACUGUGUCAGUGUGAACUAUGAUGAUUUUGUCAAUGAUGUAGAAGUGGGAGACAUGCUACUUGUUGAUGGUGGUAUGAUGUCAUUAAUGGUAAAAUCAAAGACGGAAGAUUCUGUGAAAUGUGAAGUUGUUGAUGGGGGAGAGCUUAAAUCCCGACGGCAUCUUAAUGUUCGCGGAAAAAGUGCAACACUGCCUUCCAUAACUGAAAAGGACUGGGACGACAUCAAAUUUGGAGUGGAUAACAAAGUUGACUUCUAUGCUGUUUCUUUUGUCAAGGAUGCAGCUGUGGUCCACGAACUGAAGAAUUAUCUGAAAGAUGCUGGUGCAGAUAUUCAUGUCAUUGUAAAAAUUGAAAGUGCAGAUUCCAUACCAAAUCUGCAUUCAAUUAUAACUGCAUCUGAUGGGGCUAUGGUUGCGAGAGGGGAUCUUGGAGCCGAGUUGCCAAUUGAAGAGGUUCCUUUGUUGCAGGAAGAAAUUAUCACGAUAUGUCGUAGUAUGGGGAAGGCAGUCAUAGUGGCAACAAAUAUGCUUGAAAGCAUGAUUGUGCAUCCUACUCCUACCCGGGCAGAGGUAUCAGAUAUUGCUAUUGCUGUUAGAGAAGGAGCAGAUGCUGUUAUGCUUUCUGGAGAAACUGCUCAUGGGAAGUUCCCACUGAAAGCAGUCAAGGUCAUGCACACAGUGUCUUUGAGGACUGAAGCUACAAUAGUUGGUGCCCAAACUCCAGCAAAUCUGGGCCAAACCUUCAAGAAUCAUAUGAGCGAAAUGUUUGCCUUCCAUGCAACAAUGAUGUCUAACACCCUUGGAACUUCUAUCGUUGUCUUCACUAGAACUGGCUUCAUGGCCAUUCUACUGAGCCAUUUUCGACCAUCUGGCACAAUUUUUGCUUUCACAAAUGAGAAGAGAGUACAGCAGAGAUUGGCCUUGUACCAAGGUGUUUGUCCCAUACACAUGGAGUUCUCUGCGGAUGCUGAGGAAACAUUUUCCAAUGCGCUGGCUUUGUUACAGAAGCAAGGAAUGGUGAAAGAAGGCGAGCAGGUUGCACUUGUUCAAAGUGGUAGACAACCUAUCUGGCGGUUCCAAUCCACCCAUAAUAUUCAGGUGAGGAAAGUAUAGAUGCGAAAGGGAAUUGGAAUCUAUACCAUGGCAUUGCAUUGAUAGUCGAUGCAUAGAUUGGAAAAGAGUGUGGUGAUCCCCUCACUUUACAUUGAUUGAUGCGUCUUGGAUGAUUCAGUUUUUGAGGGCAUGUACUGUGCGUGCCGUAACCAUAAGUUAUUUACUUCAGCUGAGUCCAUUUCUUUUAUAUUUUGUACCUUUCCCCCAUCCUUUUGAACUUCUAUUGGAUGCCACUGUGUUCUUUGAACUUGUAACGGUUUGUUGGUUGAAUGUAACUUAAGAGCGGUAGGGUUGCUCAGUUUGUCUCCUGUCCGCUUCCUUUGAGCACUGUAACUUCUAUUCUUAAUCGUAAAUGUAAAACUUAUUUUAUGGAAUAUUUGUUCAAUUAAAAGAUGCCCUCCCCUCUUUUA
This is a messenger RNA of Sesamum indicum (sesame), 2150 nucleotides long. RefSeq names its product plastidial pyruvate kinase 2. Gene Ontology annotation, molecular function: potassium ion binding; magnesium ion binding; pyruvate kinase activity. Lineage: Eukaryota; Viridiplantae; Streptophyta; Magnoliopsida; Lamiales; Pedaliaceae. Gene Ontology annotation, biological process: glycolytic process. The record is from RefSeq and is a predicted model, not a curated record.